Cynoglossus semilaevis (tongue sole) is the source of this 2708-nucleotide messenger RNA. RefSeq names its product C-terminal Src kinase (gene csk). Gene Ontology annotation, biological process: protein phosphorylation. The record is from RefSeq and is a predicted model, not a curated record. The coding region runs from base 534 to 1889 and encodes 451 amino acids. The transcript has 13 exons. Gene Ontology annotation, molecular function: ATP binding; protein tyrosine kinase activity; protein binding. NCBI's taxonomy places the organism in Eukaryota, Metazoa, Chordata, Actinopteri, Pleuronectiformes, Cynoglossidae.
GGCUGAAGCGAGGAGGGGCAACACUUGAAAGUUUGUGGGGAAGACGACAAUGAGGAGGAGUGAGACGUGACGCUAAUGUGUUUAAGUCGGACAUAAUUUGACUAACUACACUUAAAGACAGCGACCCUGUGCGGCGACAAGUUUGUACCGAGCUUGUAGCCUGUUUGUGUGGAUUUCUUUCUUUUUUUUUAAAACUUCAUAGCCAUUUUUCAGCAUGUUGUUACUGGCGUGAGUCGCGGCGGCUGCUGCGAUGUUAUCCGCUUUCAUCAGUGAGGUGCUUUCAGACCGCUGAAGUCACCUGGGAUAUUUCACUUCCUCUUAACAAACUUUAAUUUAACUUAAAGACUUUCAUUUCCUCGCACAUUUUACUGUCACAGUGAGUGGGAAUUCAACUGCUGCUACCGCCGCCGCUGUUGCUGCGGAAAGUCCGAUGAAAGAAAGAGUCCACGCUUUUCCAGAAUCAUCUGCCUGCACACAGCUCUAAUGGUAGCAGCUAGGAAACUUUGGAUGUGAGAGGACUAAACCACCUCAUCAUGACUGAGGUCCAGGGGCCAUGGCCACAGGGCACUGAGUGUGUAGCCAAAUACAACUUUAAAGGCACAUCAGAGCACGACUUGCCAUUUACCAAAGGAGAUGUGUUGACCAUCAUUGUUGUCACAAAGGAUCCAAACUGGUACAAAGCUAAAAACUCUGCAGGUCGUGAGGGGACGAUCCCGGCCAACUAUGUUCAGAAAAGGGAAGGAGUAAAGUCUGGAGGAAAGCUGAGUCUAAUGCCUUGGUUUCAUGGGAAGAUAACAAGGAGCGAGGCCGAGCAGCUGCUGUGUCCGCCCCAAACCGGCCUGUUCUUAGUGCGAGAGAGCACCAACUUCCCUGGUGACUACACCCUGUGUGUUAGCUGCGAUGGCAAGGUGGAGCACUACCGCAUAGUUUACCACAACGGCAAGCUCACCAUUGAUGAGGAGGCCUAUUUUGAAAACCUCAUGCAGCUAGUUGAGCACUAUACCAAAGAUGCAGAUGGUCUCUGCACCAAUCUUAUCACGCCAAAGUUGGAGGAGGGCACGGUAGCAGCACAGGAUGAAUUCUCCAGGAGUGGCUGGUGCUUGAACAGAAAAGAUCUCAAACUGCAGCAGGUGAUUGGAAAAGGAGAAUUUGGAGAUGUCAUGGUGGGAGACUACAGAGGGACUAAAGUAGCCGUGAAGUGCAUUAAAAAUGAUGCCACGGCACAGGCUUUCAUCGCUGAGGCUUCUGUCAUGACGCAACUGCGGCAUGAUAAUCUGGUGCAGAUGCUCGGGGUCAUUGUAGAGGAAAACGGCAGUCUGUUCAUUGUGACUGAGUAUAUGGCCAAGGGAUGUUUAGUUGACUACUUACGUUCCAGAGGUCGAACAGUACUUGGUGCAGAUGCUCUCCUUAAUUUUGCACUAGAUGUGUGUGAAGCCAUGGCAUACUUGGAGAAGAACAACUUUGUCCACCGAGACUUGGCAGCUCGAAAUGUUCUGGUGUCUGAGGACAAUAUGGCUAAGGUCAGUGACUUUGGUCUGACCAAGGAGGCUUCGUCCACUCAAGAUACUGCAAAGCUGCCAGUGAAGUGGACAGCACCAGAGGCCCUCAAAGAAAAGAAUUUCUCCACCAAAUCAGACAUUUGGAGUUACGGUAUUCUGCUCUGGGAAAUUUACUCAUUUGGCCGAGUGCCUUACCCAAGAAUUCCUUUAAAAGAAGUUGUACCUCGGGUAGAGAAAGGAUACAAAAUGGACAGUCCAGAUGGUUGUCCUGAGGUUGUGUAUAACAUCAUGAAACAGUGCUGGAAUCUAGAUCCUACUGCCCGACCCAGCUUUCACAUGCUCAAGGAGUGGCUACAACAUAUCAGCCAAGGGAUUGGGAGGAAGCAGUGAGAGACUUGACAGAACAGAGGCAAAAAGAUGAAUUUUCCACCUUCAUGUUAAUGACAGGGUUCAUAACCAAAAAAGCAUCCGUGAAAGCUCACAUUUCAAUGCAUUUCCUAUUUCCAUAGCCACAAUGGUUAUGAAACAGCAUCUUAUUAACAAAAAACCCCACAAAGUUUCUGGAACAUGUUUAGCAUUUUUACCCAAAUUACAAAAUUUUAGUUUGAUGCUGUUGACAGCAUUGACUCUGAGGUACUUCCUUAGUUUCUCUGGUCUUAUUUUUGUAUGGUGUUCUCAGGAGUUCAUUAUAGUGGUAAACCACUGUUUAGAGCCAGAGUCUCCUGACUAUUUUUUUUUAAAUUGUACUUUUGGCAACAUUAAUUCCGUUGGGUCACAUUGGUAACCCUGUGUAGUUUGGUGUAUGUGCACACAUCAUUGGACUAAGUGGUAAAAGUCUGUGGUGUGAGAUUGGAUGAGAAACAUUUCUUUAAAAUGCAGCUUUGAGACGUCACAGUUACUGUACAUGUUAUUUUGUAUAGAAUUUGAAUGCAUAUUAUUUUUCUGAAAAGAAAUACCGUUGUUCUAAGUCUGUGCAGUAUUUGAGUCUGGACAUUGUGUGAUGACGGUAAGGUGCAGACCUUCUUCAUGUUUGUUGACCUUUACUACUGAUAAUGUCACCAUCCAGCCCAGUCAUUGUUAUUUACAUGGACAAAAUAUUUAAUUUGACAUAAAAACACGUUUUGUAAAUCUGUGGAUUUAAAAAAAAUAUCUGGAUUUUGUAUGACAAUUACCGUAUAAUAAUAAAAGUCACCUUGUUGCAGUUUACAA